Molecule: messenger RNA, 603 nt
Organism: Polistes dominula (European paper wasp)
Lineage: Eukaryota; Metazoa; Arthropoda; Insecta; Hymenoptera; Vespidae
Gene: Phf5a
Product: PHD finger protein 5a
Biological process (GO): mRNA splicing, via spliceosome
Source: RefSeq, a predicted model, not a curated record
CAGCGUCUUAUUCAUUAUUGUUCAUUAUUAUAAUUAUUUAUAAACAAAAUUUAUAAUUUUUCUACAAAUUUGUCUCCUCUCAUUGCAAUAAAUUUAUUUAAAGUAUAAUUCAACGAGAUGAAUUAAAAACUAAAAGUACAUUUUUAAUGUCGGCGAAUAUAUAACCUAACAAACACUGCAUGUAUUAAACUAAAUGAUAAAUAUUUUGAAGUGUUUGAUUAUUUCUUUUUAAAUAUGGCCAAACAUCAUCCAGAUUUAAUCUUUUGUCGUAAACAACCGGGUGUUGCCAUUGGUCGUCUCUGUGAAAAAUGUGAUGGUAAAUGUGUUAUUUGUGACUCCUAUGUUAGACCUUGUACUUUAGUUAGAAUAUGCGAUGAAUGUAAUUAUGGAUCAUACCAAGGACGUUGUGUGAUAUGCGGAGGACCUGGUGUAUCAGAUGCAUAUUAUUGUAAAGAGUGCACUAUUCAAGAAAAAGAUAGAGACGGUUGUCCUAAAAUAGUUAAUUUGGGUAGUUCCAAGACGGAUCUCUUCUACGAGAGGAAAAAAUAUGGAUUUAAAAGAAGAUAAUUUUGUUUUAUUAUAAGUCGUCAGCAAUAUUAUUAA